AUGCCACCGUUGAUCGUGCCAACGUCGUCGCAUCAGUUACCUCAGAAGGACCAAGCACCACUUCUACCUCAACCUCAAACAAGUGAGACUGCUUUCGAUCGUGACCAUCCGCCAACAAAAGUCGCUCAGGAAGGACCGCGGCCCAUCAUGCCUCGCAACAACGGAUUACUAGAUUCGGCGCUGCACGCACCACUUCACGCAAUGGACUGUAUUGACGUGCUGAUCGGUGCAGUGCGCGAUGGACGUACUCGGGUGCAGGACUCCUAUUCCAGAGAUCGAUCUACACCUCUCGAGGAUCACAUGUAUCGUACGAAGGGUGAAAUGGUCAUUCUGUUGGGCAACAGUCGGGGAGGGAGCAGUUGGACGGACGAACGAUUGAGUUAUUGUUCAGGACGCUCGAACCUACUUACAGAGAUCGAACCCACUGAUCAUCCGUUGGGUCCCGGACGAAUGUUCGUUGUGUGGGCCAAAGGUCAGGACCAAGGUGCUUACGCUCACGGUGCUCCGUCGGCUCUCGAAGCCUCUAAUUCCAAAGUUCCUUUCUACAUGGACGAUAUUCUCAAAUAUCACGGAAGCAAGAAUCGCGGAGUUCAUCCGAUUGAUUUCACGACACCAGUGAAGUUGCCAAAGCCUGGUGACGCAGCAUUCGGUGUCAAUAUUGCAGCCGGUGAACCAGCCCAUCACCAUCAGCAAAGCACGGCGUUGCCUCGAAACUCCCCCACACCAGCGUCAUCGACAACGGCCACUGCGGCAACGAUGGCACCACCCUAUCUUCAAGAAGUCGACGAUUCAUCCUCUCAUGCCUCCUCUAUCGUCAUCGUUCUUGUUACUGCCUUAAUUGUGUUAAAC
This is a messenger RNA of Ostertagia ostertagi, 849 nucleotides long. The record is from the annotation of a GenBank genome assembly. NCBI's taxonomy places the organism in Eukaryota, Metazoa, Nematoda, Chromadorea, Rhabditida, Trichostrongylidae.